CUGAGGUCCACACCUUCCAAACAUCAAGGGAAGGUCAGACAGGGAAGAAGGAGACGUCUAACCUCAACUCGAUCGCUGACCGAAAAGCAAUCGGAGCCGGCCACAUCGAGAUCGCCGAAAAAUUGCCGAACAACCCACCUCCGCAAGGCCGUCCAAUUUCAAGGGGAAACGCCAUCACAGUGGGAUCCGGUUUUUCUCCUGUCAUCCUUCAACCGCCUAGGAGCCGCAAGGAGCCGCGGGGGCAGAGCCGUGGCCGGCGAGAGGGCGCACGCAGAGGAAGAAAAAAAAAGAGAGUUUAGUUGA
This is a messenger RNA of Striga asiatica, 303 nucleotides long. The record is from the annotation of a GenBank genome assembly. Lineage: Eukaryota; Viridiplantae; Streptophyta; Magnoliopsida; Lamiales; Orobanchaceae.